AUGACUGUUACUGAGUAUACUAGUAAGUUUGAGGAGUUGUGUCGCUUUUCUCGUAUCUGUCAAGGGGCACCAGAAGAUUUUGCCGAAUGGAAGUGUAUUAAGUAUGAGGGAGGCCUUCGAAGUGAUAUUCUGAGUUUUGUUGCCCCAAUGGAGAUCAGGGUGUUUUCUGAAUUGGUGAAUAAGAGUAGAGUGGCUGAAGAUUGUGUGAGGAAGGCAGCAGCAGAGAAAGAAAGUUUGAGGGUGCCUUUUCAGAGACCUUCAGGAAGGAACUUUGCUCUUAGAGGUAGGAAUUUCAAGCAUGGAGGCUCUGUUCCACAGCAGACUCAGGGUCAAGGUAAUUACAGAAGGCUGAAUACCAAUGUUAAUCAAGGAAGAAGGUUUGGGAAGCAGCCACAGCAGAAUUUGAAUUGUCAGAAGUGCGGAAAGUAUCAUCCUGGAGUUCCAUGCAGAUUAGGACUUGGAGUAUGCUAUUCCUGUGGACAGCCCGGGCAUAUAGCCAGUAAUUGCCCGGAGAAGAAGAAGUAUGAGACUGGUAGGGUGCAGCAGCCAGGGAGAGUAUACACCACUUCUACCAUAGGUGCUAAGGGAUCUGAGACACUAAUUAGAGGUAAUUGUGAAAUGGUUGGUAAAAUCUUAAAUGCUUUAUUUGAUUCAGGAGCAAGUCAUUCAUUUAUUGCAUUUGAAAAGGCCCAUGAAUUAGGAUUGAGAAUGGUGGUUCUAGGUUAUGAUUUGAAAGUAUAUAAUGCUACUCAUGAAGCUAUGGUGACUAGGAUAGGAUGUCCACGAGUUCCCUUUCGAGUACAACAACGUGAAUUUGUGCAUGAUUUGAUUUGUUUUCCUAUGACUGGUCUUGAUCUCAUUUUGGGAUUGGAUUGGUUAUCCAAGAAUCGUGUUUUGCUUGAUUGUUCUGAGAAGUCAGUACAGUUUAUGCCGGAAGGGUCAGAAGCACUAGUUGUGGUGAAUAGUUAUAUUUGA
This is a messenger RNA of Arachis duranensis, 975 nucleotides long. RefSeq lists its product as uncharacterized. NCBI's taxonomy places the organism in Eukaryota, Viridiplantae, Streptophyta, Magnoliopsida, Fabales, Fabaceae. The coding region runs from base 1 to 975 and encodes 324 amino acids. The transcript has a single exon. Gene Ontology annotation, molecular function: zinc ion binding; nucleic acid binding. The record is from RefSeq and is a predicted model, not a curated record.